Messenger RNA from Cariama cristata (Red-legged seriema), 933 nucleotides. RefSeq names its product zinc finger protein 239-like. The record is from RefSeq and is a predicted model, not a curated record. NCBI's taxonomy places the organism in Eukaryota, Metazoa, Chordata, Aves, Cariamiformes, Cariamidae. The transcript has 2 exons. The coding region runs from base 1 to 933 and encodes 310 amino acids.
AUGGAGCCAGGGGAGGAGCGGCCUCGCCAAGAGCCGGGUGACAGGGACGUCCCCACGGAGCCCUGCCCAGGUGCCGCGACACCAACCCACAGUGAUGGUCACCCACGCGGUUUCAUCAACCUGCUGGGUCUCCUGGAGGAGAACCGGACACCGCCGAAGCCUUACCGUUGCACCGAAUGUGGCAAGACAUUCGGGCAGAGCUCCAACCUCAUCGAGCAUCAACGGACUCACACCGGUGAGCGACCCUUCACCUGCAGCCAAUGCGAGAAGAGCUUCAGCCGCAGCUCCACCUUGGCCGAACAUCUCCGCACCCACACCGGUGAGAAACCCUACGCCUGCCCAGUUUGCGCCCGCGCCUUCAGCCGCAGCUCCACCUUGACCGAACAUCGCCGGACCCACACCGGCGAAACGCCCUACGCCUGUCCCGAGUGCGGCAAGACCUUUGGCCGAACCUCCAACUUGGUCAAACAUCUCCGAACCCACACCGGUGAGAAACCGUACGGUUGCGGACGUUGUGGUAAGACCUUCAGCCUCAGCUCCAACUUGGUCAAGCACGAGAGGACCCACACAGGUGAGAAGCCCUUUUCCUGCGGUCAAUGUGGCAAACGCUUCAAGAAGAAGACCCAUUUGGCAUCCCACCAACGAACCCACACCGGAGAGCGACCCUACCGAUGUGGUGAAUGCGGGAAAGCCUUCGGCCAGAGCUCCACCCUCAUCGAACACCAGAGGACCCACACGGGCGAACGCCCUUUCCGUUGCGGCGCUUGCGGUAAGAGUUUCUGCGUCAGCUCCAAUUUGGUCAAACACCAACGCAUCCACACCGGCGAGAAACCCUACGGCUGCGGGCGCUGCGGCAAACGCUUCCGCUACAAACCCCAGUUCACCCGGCACUUGAAGGUCCACCCCGACGGAGAUCCGGCAUGUGGCCCCUAA